This is a messenger RNA of Thlaspi arvense, 2073 nucleotides long. NCBI's taxonomy places the organism in Eukaryota, Viridiplantae, Streptophyta, Magnoliopsida, Brassicales, Brassicaceae. The record is from the annotation of a GenBank genome assembly.
AUGGAUGAUGGAGAUGGGAGGGAUCAGAUGGAUCAGUUCCAUCCAAACGAGGCGAUCUCUGCUGUCGCCGACGACGGUUUUAUGGCGGAGGAAGAGGACGACGAUUAUGAGGAUCUUUAUAACGACGUGAACGUAGGAGAGGGAUUUCUUCAGUCUGCCAGAAAGAACGACGAGGCGGUAUCAGGAAACGAGGAAAAGGAGAAGCUCAAAACCGAGGACGAAGAUAGGGUUGAGCCAGCUUUAGGUGCAUCGGAAGCUGAGGUCUCGAUACCUGGUUUGGUUGGUGAGAGCGUCGCUGUAAAAGCAGAACUAGAGGCAGAACCAGAAGCAGAAGCAGGAGGAGCUAGCGGCACUGGAGCUCAGGAGCUUAAGGUAAGCGAUGUUAGCCAGCAGAUUUCUGGUGGAAUUGGAUCCGGGCUUAGAGUUGAGCUAGGGCAAGCUCUUAAUCGAGAAAACGAUGUUGAGGCUCAUAGAGCAAAUAACAAUUCUCAGGUUAUCUUGCCACCACCGCCUAUGUUAGGAAAUAACGAGAAUUUGGUGAGACCUUUGAUGGCUAAUGUUAAUGGCGUGACCCCUCCUGGACCUGGUAAUAGCAUGGUCGGGAACGGAGCUAAUAUCCAUAUGCCUGGUGCUCUUACUGGCGGGGGAACCGGUGGAGGCGGCGGUGGCGGAGCUUUUCUUUUCGUUGGGGAUUUGCAUUGGUGGACAACUGAUGCUGAACUUGAGGCAGAGCUGUGUAAGUAUGGUACAGUGAAAGAGGUUAAGUUCUUCGAUGAGAAAGCUAGUGGGAAGUCGAAAGGGUACUGUCAAGUGGAGUUCUAUGAUCCUAUGGCAGCUACGGCUUGCAAAGAGGGGAUGAAUGGGUAUGCCUUCAAUGGUAGGCCUUGUGUUGUUGAGUAUGCAUCUCCGUAUUCGGUUAAAAGAAUGGGAGAGGCACAGGUGAACAGGACCCAACAGGCGCAAUCUGUAAUUGCACAAGCUAAGAGAGGAGGUCCUGCGGAUCCUCCGAGUAAGCCCAUCGUGACAAGCAACAACAACAACAACAAUGCCAUUGUCGGGAAUUUCCAAGGUGGGGAUAAUAGAGGAUUCGGUAGAGGUAAUUGGGGUAGAGGCAAUGCUCAAGGAAUGGGUAGAGGACCAGGUGGUCAAAUGAGGAAUAGGCCUGGUGGAAGAGGUUUGAUGGGUAAUGGAGGUGGUUUUGUUGGGCCUCCUAUGAAUAUGAUGCAUCCUCAAUCAAUGAUGGGGCAAGGGUUUGAACAAGCUUUUGGUGGACCGAUGGCGAGGAUGGGAAGCUAUGGAGGAUUCCCGGGGGCUCCAGGUCCACCGUUUCCGGGGCUUUUGUCCUCAUUCCCUCCUGGAGGAGUUGGUUUACCUGGAGUGGCACCUCAUGUGAAUCCAGCGUUCUUCGGAAGAGGGAUGCCGAUGAAUGGAAUGGGGAUGAUGCCUAAUGCUGGUGUUGAUGGAGGGCAUAAUAUGGGAAUGUGGGAUCCUAAUACUGGAGGAUGGGGUGGUGGUGGUGAAGAUUUGGGUGGUGGGAGAGCUGCGGAAUCGAGUUACGGGGAGGAAGCUGCAUCUGAUCAUCAGUAUGGAGAGGUUAAUCACGACAGAGGGGCUCGUCCGAAUCCUGUGAAGGAAAAAGAAAGAGCUUCAGAAAGGGAAUGGUCUGGUUCAUCUGAUAGAAGAAAUCGUGAGGAUAAAGACGCUGGUUAUGAAAGGGACAUACCGAGGGAGAAAGAUGUUGGUCAUGGUUAUGAUUUGCCAGAGAGAAGGCAUCGUGAUGAUAGAGAAACCGGUCGUGAGCGUGAGAGGGAAUAUCAUCAUAAGGAUCGUGAACGCUCCAGGGAUCGUGACAGAGAGAGGGACAGGGAGAGGGAUCGCCAUAGAGAUGAGCGAGAAAGACAUGGUGGUGAUCAUCGUAGUAGACACAGGGACGAACCUGAGCAUGAUGACGAAUGGAACAGAGGCCGAUCGUCCAGAGGACACAGCAAAUCGCGGUUGUCUCGGGAGGAUAACCAUCGCUCAAGAUCAAGGGAUGCUGAUUAUGGGAAAAGAAGGCGGCUUACUACUGAAUAA